AGUCCCAUUCCUUGCUUCUUAAGUCUGUGUUUUCUGCUGAAUUUUCUUCGUAUUUUUCAGACAAAUAGCCAACAUGGACCAGUGCCAAUCAAGCAAUGUCCGCAAUGAUCAGGAAGUUGUCUAUCCUGAGGCAGUGGAUAGAAUUAGAGGGAUAAUCUCAACUCUUCCCAUUGAGAAUGGCUGUAGAUACAUAGAGCCCUCGUGCUUAUACCAAGGCUUUUGGUGCCAUCCCUCCAUGGCAGAAUGUAUCAUGUUAGGCCAAGAAUUCUUCAAAGCUGAACCAAAUGAUAUUUUCGUGUGCAGCCCUCCAAAGAGUGGCACUACUUGGAUUAAAGCCUUAACUUUUGCCAUUGUCACUCGAACUUGUUUCGAUAGUUCAACAAGUCCUUUGCUCUUUAAGAUGCCCCAUGAAUGUGUUCCUGCUUUUCAUAGGAGUUUUGGCAAGAAGCCAGAUAUACGCGAGCCAGGGCUCCCACUCAUCGCAACACACUGUCCAUAUGCUUCCUUGCCAAAAUCCGUUCUACAUUCUGAUGGCAGGCUGUUUCUACUGCUUGUCUUCACUUCUCUGCUCCUCCUUGGAUCCUCCAUUUUUGGCCAAAAAAUGUCUGGCAAAGGCAUUGAAAUAAAUCAAAUUCAAAACUUCUAUACCAGCCUGGAGGCAAUAAAAUUACUCCAGCCUAUCCUUACUGAGAUCGUGACCUCCCAACCACGGCCCUUUCCCACUCUUCUUAGUUGUUGUAUAAACAAUGUUCACAAGAAGAGAGUUCAAGUAGCCUAACUCUGAUAAGUUCAGAAAGAAGAUUGUGCCGGUAACUGUCUUCAUCCUCUCCGGUAAUUUCAUCGUAAGAAGUUCCAUCAAAGCAACCGCAGCAAACGCUUUGAUCAAACCUGAUAAAACAUUAACAAUAGU
Rubroshorea leprosula is the source of this 910-nucleotide messenger RNA. The record is from the annotation of a GenBank genome assembly. NCBI's taxonomy places the organism in Eukaryota, Viridiplantae, Streptophyta, Magnoliopsida, Malvales, Dipterocarpaceae.